UCAUAUAAAAGCCAGUUGCUGGCAGAGUCUAGUAAGCAGUUUUGCCAUCAAAGGGUUAACAAAAACAUCUCUCCGCCACCAUGAAGUUCCUGGUUGUCCUGUCCGCCAUCCUGGCCGUUUCCGUUGCUGACUUGCAAUUGUCCGAUGAGCAGAAGGCAGCAGCCCAUGCCAAUGGUGCCCUUUGUGCCCAGCAGGAGGGCAUCACCAAGGACCAGGCCCUCGCCUUGAGAGCCGGCAACUUUGACAACGUCGACGAGAAGGUCAAGUGCUUCGCCAAUUGUUUCCUGGAGAAGACUGGCUUCCUGGUCGAUGGUCAGGUUCAGCCCGCCGUUGUUCUGGCCAAGCUGGGUCCCCUGGCCGGUGAGGACAAUGUCAAGGCCGUUCAGGCCAAGUGCGAUUCGCUCAAGGGAGCUGAUAAGUGCGAUACCGCCUUCCAGCUGUACCAGUGCUACUACAACAACCGCGCCCACAUCUAAGCCGCCGCCGCCCAACCUCCAAAUGUAUUAUGUGUGAUAAUCUCUAUUUGUGAAUUGUUACAAAUUUUGUUAAACUAAAGUAUAACCAAUGAGAAACUUA
Molecule: messenger RNA, 576 nt
Organism: Drosophila kikkawai
Lineage: Eukaryota; Metazoa; Arthropoda; Insecta; Diptera; Drosophilidae
Gene: Obp56d
Product: Odorant-binding protein 56d
Biological process (GO): sensory perception of smell
Molecular function (GO): odorant binding
Source: RefSeq, a predicted model, not a curated record